AUGUCUGCAAGUGGAGCUAGGCCCAAGUCGGUCCAGGAUGUUAGGAACCUCUUGUAUAGGAGGUUUAGGGUGACUCUAGUGUCUGGUCGCGUUCUGGAGGGGGACUUUACCUGCUUAGACAGGCAAGGAAACAUCAUACUAAGUAACACGUUUGAGCAAGUGACCACAGCACCCGGCAGGGAGGGAAGGCACAUGGGCCUUGUGCUAGUCCCCACCAACCAGCAGCAAAAGGUCGAGCUUCAGGCAACUUUGGAGGAGGAGAUGUCGAUGUUGCAACUGGUGGAGAGCUACGCAGCAGCGCCACGACAAGAGGCUGUGGCUUAG
Molecule: messenger RNA, 324 nt
Organism: Volvox carteri f. nagariensis
Lineage: Eukaryota; Viridiplantae; Chlorophyta; Chlorophyceae; Chlamydomonadales; Volvocaceae
Exons: 3
Coding region: 1-324 (107 amino acids)
Cellular component (GO): NatC complex
Source: RefSeq, a predicted model, not a curated record